Messenger RNA from Daucus carota subsp. sativus, 804 nucleotides. RefSeq lists its product as uncharacterized. The transcript is spliced from 3 exons. The record is from RefSeq and is a predicted model, not a curated record. The coding region runs from base 1 to 804 and encodes 267 amino acids. NCBI's taxonomy places the organism in Eukaryota, Viridiplantae, Streptophyta, Magnoliopsida, Apiales, Apiaceae.
AUGCGUGAAAUGAUGAGAGCCGAAGAAGAAGAAGCUGAACAAAUGCUAACCAUGACUACUGCUGUUCAACAAUAUCGACAACUUCACAAUGAAAGUUCAGCUUCACAACAUGGUGGUUCAACACUAAAUCACCGUGUCAUCAAUCGAAAUAGAGAAGAAGGUCAUGCUCGACUUUAUCGUGACUAUUUUUCCGAUAAUCCAACAUAUCCAGAAACAAUGUUUCGUAGAAGAUUUCGGAUGCGUCGGCUGCUAUUCUUGAGGAUUGAAGGAGCAGUUACAGCUCAUGAUAGUUAUUUCAUUCAAAAAACUGAUGCUGUUGGAGUUCGUGGAUUAUCCUCCCUACAGAAAAUUACAGCUGCACUUAGAAUGCUUGCUUAUGGUACGGCUGCAGAUUCCGUUGAUGAAUACAUUAGGAUUGGUGAAAGUACAGCUAUCGAGGGUCUUAAAAGAUUUGUGAAAGCAAUUGUUGAAGUAUUCGGUCCUGAAUAUUUGAGAAGGCCAAACAGGGAAGAUACUUCAAGAUUAUUGGCAUUUGCAGAACAACGCGGCUUUCCAGCAGAAGGUCGUGGACCUGAAGUUAAUUUUAGUAUCAAUGGGCAUGAAUAUAAGAUGGGAUACUAUCUCGCUGACGGUAUAUAUCCUUCUUGGACUACCUUUGUUAAAACUAUUUCAGCUCCUCAAGGUAAUAAGAGAAAGUAUUUUGCUGCUGCACAAGAGGCAACUAGGAAAAUUGCUGGUCUUCAAGAAAGAUGUGAAGAUUUGCCGGGAAUUGAAGAAAAAGCAGAGAGCGGGAGUUUAGAAUAG